Phalaenopsis equestris is the source of this 1710-nucleotide messenger RNA. Its product is annotated as elongation factor 1-alpha-like. Gene Ontology annotation, molecular function: GTP binding; GTPase activity; translation elongation factor activity. NCBI's taxonomy places the organism in Eukaryota, Viridiplantae, Streptophyta, Magnoliopsida, Asparagales, Orchidaceae. The record is from RefSeq and is a predicted model, not a curated record. Gene Ontology annotation, biological process: translational elongation; translation. Bases 106 to 1449 code for a protein of 447 amino acids. The transcript is spliced from 3 exons.
UUGGUGGGGUUUCAAUAUUCCGCCCAGGCGCCGACUGAGGGAAAAAAAUCUGAGAGAAAGCAGCCAAUCAAUCCGCCAUCGUUAUUUUCUUCUUAAGAAUCUGCAAUGGGAAAAGAGAAGGUUCACAUCAACAUUGUGGUCAUCGGCCAUGUCGACUCCGGGAAAUCGACCACUACUGGUCACCUCAUAUACAAACUUGGUGGUAUCGAUAAGCGUGUGAUCGAGCGGUUUGAGAAGGAAGCCGCCGAAAUGAACAAAAGAUCAUUCAAGUAUGCAUGGGUACUCGACAAGCUCAAAGCGGAGCGCGAACGUGGUAUCACCAUCGAUAUUGCACUUUGGAAAUUCGAAACCACAAAAUACUACUGCACUGUCAUUGAUGCGCCCGGGCAUCGUGAUUUCAUCAAGAACAUGAUCACCGGAACCUCUCAGGCAGAUUGUGCCGUUCUCAUUAUCGACUCCACAACCGGAGGCUUUGAAGCAGGUAUUUCGAAAGACGGACAGACUCGCGAACAUGCCCUUCUCGCUUUCACUCUCGGUGUUAAACAGAUGAUCUGUUGCUGCAACAAGAUGGAUGCCACCACACCCAAGUACUCAAAGGCAAGGUACGACGAGAUUGUGAAGGAGGUUUCUUCCUACCUCAAGAAAGUUGGCUACAAUCCUGAAAAGAUCCCAUUUGUGCCAAUCUCCGGAUUCGAAGGUGAUAACAUGAUAGAGAGAUCAAGCAACCUGGACUGGUACAAGGGACCCACCCUCCUUGAAGCCCUCGACUUGAUCCAAGAGCCGAAACGCCCUACAGAUAAGCCGCUUCGUCUUCCCCUUCAAGAUGUUUACAAAAUUGGCGGCAUUGGAACGGUUCCAGUCGGCCGAGUUGAGACGGGUGUCCUCAAGCCUGGAAUGGUGGUCACCUUUGGACCUACUGGACUCACCACUGAAGUCAAGUCCGUCGAGAUGCACCACGAAGCCCUUCAGGAGGCUCUCCCCGGCGACAAUGUUGGGUUCAAUGUUAAGAAUGUUGCUGUCAAAGACUUGAAACGUGGUUUUGUGGCUUCUAAUUCAAAGGAAGAUCCUGCCAGGGAAGCUGCAAAUUUCACUUCUCAGGUCAUCAUCAUGAACCACCCCGGCCAGAUCGGCAAUGGUUAUGCUCCUGUCCUUGACUGCCACACUUCCCACAUCGCCGUCAAAUUUGCCGAGAUCUUGACCAAGAUCGACAGGCGUUCCGGCAAGGAGCUCGAGAAGGAGCCGAAAUUUCUCAAGAAUGGAGAUGCCGGUUUCGUGAAGAUGAUUCCCACCAAGCCAAUGGUGGUCGAGACGUUCUCCGAGUAUCCGCCGCUCGGAAGAUUUGCAGUGAGGGACAUGAGGCAGACGGUGGCUGUCGGGGUUAUCAAGAGCGUGGAGAAGAAGGAUCCGAGCGGAGCAAAGGUGACCAAAUCGGCUGCCAAGAAGAAAUGAAUAGUGCAUUGCUGUUUGAAUAAGGACGAGCGGGAAUCCAUCGAGUUGGUUUCUGGUGUUUGGAUGCAGAACUGGGUGCUUGACAGACGGUGGCACUGCUCUCUACAGUUAUCUUUUUAGUUGUUGUCUUGUGUUGUUUGUUUCCCUUGUGUUCAAGGCUGUACUGCUUUUCUAUGGUCGUAUUAUUUAUCGCUGCUUAUUAUGAUUGUACUGUUGUUGUUGUAUGAGUUUGAAUUUGAUGUUAUUUGAGUUUUUGCGUUC